GUGACGUUAAUCGGCUUUGGGAGGUUUCGCGCCUGCGCAGUUGCUCAGCUGCUGCCUGGCCUGAUUGUGCUUUGUAUUAAUAGAAUUUGCGCCCCGGCUAUCUCUGCUUCUACCUGUGUAUUGUGGCGUCUACCCCAACAAUGGACCGGAGUUCGAAAAGACGUCAAGUGAAGCCUUUGGCAACCUCCCUUCUAGAAGCAUUGGAUUAUGAUAGCUCAGAUGACAGUGAUUUUAAAGUUGGAGAUGCUUCAGAUUCUGAAGGCAGCGUGGUCGGCAGUGACGAUGGGUCAAAGGACAGUGGUGAAGGUUCUGGCAGUGACUCUGAAGACAACAUAAGGGAGAUGGACAGGUCAGCGGCCGCUGCAGAAGAGGAAGAUAAGGCAGGCGAAGGAGGCGAAGAGGCAGGUUUAAGUUACACAGGGACUGAGGAAAAGGCAACAGACGAGCAACCGAGCAAGGAGGAGAUAAAAAAAGAAGAGAGUGAUAAGUCUCGGAAGCGAAAGGAGAGAGUCCCAGAUGUGGACAUUAGCACCGAUGACCAAACCAAUGAGCCCAAGAAAUGGAAUCUGCGCAGAAACCGCCCCCUGCUGGAUUUUAUCACCAUGGAAGAGUUAAAUGCAAUGGACGACUACGACAGUGAAGAUGACAAUGACUGGAGGCCGACGGGCGGCAAGAGGAAGAGAAAGUCCUCUGCUGGAGAGGGCAGUGAUGGGGAAGACGAUGAUGAAGAGGAUGGAAGUGAGGAGGAAUCGAACCAACAAGCUGGCAAUAAAGACGACUGCAGCAGUUCCAGUGAUGAGGAUGGAAAGAAGAAAAAAAUAAAGAUUCCCGGUAGAGCCAACGCCGAUGAUGAGGAGCUGACGAAUGACAGCUUGACGCUGUCUCAAAGCAAAAGUAAUGAGGAUUCCCUUAUUCUUGAGAAGAGUGAAAAGUGGUGUUCUCAGAAAAUGGACCAUAUAUUAAUAUGCUGUGUUUGCCUUGGGGACAAUAGCGAAGAUGCCGAUGAAAUUAUCCAGUGUGACAAUUGUGGCAUAACUGUACAUGAAGGCUGCUAUGGUGUGGAUGGAGAAAGUGAUUCCAUUAUGAGCUCGGCCUCUGAAAACUCCACUGAGCCCUGGUUCUGCGAUGCCUGCAAGUGUGGUGUAUCCCCUAGCUGUGAGCUCUGCCCCAACCAAGAUGGGAUAUUUAAAGAGACUGAUGCUGGAAGAUGGGUCCACAUAGUCUGUGCCCUUUAUGUCCCAGGUGUGGCUUUUGGGGAUAUUGACAAAUUACGCCCUGUAACCCUAACAGAAAUGAAUUAUUCAAAGUAUGGCGCUAAGGAAUGCAGCUUCUGUGAAGAUUCCCGAUUUGCCAGGACUGGGGUCUGUAUCAGCUGCGACGCCGGCAUGUGCCGCGCUUACUUUCAUGUCACUUGUGCCCAGAAGGAAGGCUUGCUAUCUGAAGCCGCCGCUGAAGAGGAUAUUGCAGACCCUUUUUUUGCUUACUGCAAGCAGCACGCCGACCGCUUUGACAGAAAAUGGAAAAGGAAAAAUUAUUUGGCUCUGCAAUCUUACUGUAAAAUGUCCUUGAAAGAAAGAGAAAAACACCUCGCACCAGAAGCACAGGUAUUAAUGCCACCGACUGUGAUGUUUCAGUAUGAAAAGAGGCAUUGCAUACCUAGAGAUGGAAAUGCUCGCAUCGCCACCCGAUUACAGCAGUACCGCGUGAAGUCAGAGCUAGCCCGUAAUACCAGGCCUCAGGCAUGGGUUCCAAGAGAAAAGCUCCCUCGGCCGCUCACCAGCAGCGCGUCGGCUAUACGUAAACUAAUGCGCAAGGCUGAACUGAUGGGUAUCAGCACGGACAUCUUCCCUGUGGACAAUUCGGACACUAGUUCCAGUGUGGAUGGAAGGAGGAAGCACAAGCAGCCUGCCCUGACGGCUGACUUUGUCAACUACUACCUGGAGAGGAACAUGCGCAUGAUGCAGCUGCAAGAAAACAUGGCCGAGCAAAAGAACAUCAAAGACAAAUUAGAAAACGAACAAGAAAAACUCCACAUUGAAUAUAACAAGCUGUGUGAAGCUUUGGAUGAUUUGCAGAAUGUCAACAGCAAUUUGAGGAAUGAUGGGCAAGGUUUAUGGGUCAUGAUGUGUAAAGUCACCGGACAGAAACUGAAUAUUCCAGGUAUCCUUCGGGCACCUAAAGAAAGAAAACCUAGUAAGAGAGAGGGAGGAACGCAGAAGACUCUGCCGUUGCCCGCGGUUCUCUACAGUUGUGGAAUAUGUAAGAAGAACAAUGACCAGCAUCUCCUCUUGCUGUGCGACACCUGCAAGCUGCACUAUCAUCUAGGGUGCCUGGACCCCCCGCUAACGAGAAUGCCAAAGAAAACGAAGAACAGCUACUGGCAAUGUUCAGAGUGUGACCAGGCCGGCAGCAGCGACAUAGAAGCGGAUUUUGCUAUGGAAACUUUACCAAACGGGACCAAGCGAUCCAGAAGACAGAUUAAGGAACCAGUGAAGUUUGUGUCGCAGGAUGUUCCUCAGGACACCAAAAAGACUCCCCUACGGAAUGUUAAGAAUUGUUUUAGAGGAAGACGAAAAAGUUCACAGUUACACCUUGAGGACUCCGAAGAGGUCAAGAAGGAGAAACUACCUGCAGAUUCCACGAGGCAGCCCGAGCACCAGCCCGAACACACUCAGCGGAGUGAUCUUUUGUCGAGAACCAGAGGACAGAAACGGAAGAGAAGCUUCGGUAUUGAAGAUGAGAAGCCCGAGGAGCGUACGCCGAGAGAGAGGAGGAGAAGGCAGUCCCUUGCUCUACACAAAAAGCCCAAAUCGGAGGACUUGAGGACAGAAUGUGCUUCAUGUAAAGGCAUUGGUGACAAUGAGAAUCUAGUGAGAUGUGACGAGUGCACGCUCUGCUACCAUUUUGGCUGUCUGGACCCUCCUUUGAAGAAGUCUCCUAAGCAGACAGGGUAUGGCUGGAUUUGCCAGGAAUGUGACUCGUCAUCUUCCAAAAAUGUCUGUCAAAGUGCUGCAGUCCCACCUCAGUCUGCAGCCACAAGGAAGAUGACAGUGAAAAGACAGAGGCAGAAUCAAAACCACCGCUAGAACCAGAGACUGUGUGAACAAAAAAAAAAGAAUAACACUAGGCUGAAAAAUUAUGUAAAAUUUGAGAAACGCGUUUUGCCAACCCCGUCACUGCAUUAUAGCCCUCCAAUUUCUGUGAUCAGGUUAACCAGGAUUUUUUUAAGGAAAAAGAUUGACAUAUCAUUGCCGCUAGGGGGAGGGGGAAGAAACACCUGUCAAUGCAAAAAUUGCUGGUGAUUAUACGUACAAGAAAAAAAAAGUGGAAAAGGAAUUUAAAAUGUUUUAUUUUUUUUGUCUGCUAACACUGUUGGAUAAGACUAGUUGGAUAAGAUUAGUCUGGGAUAAGAUGAACUUAUCCCAGACUAAUCGUGGUCAAGACUUGGUAUGGACAACCUGUGGCCUCCCUAGCUGUAGUUGAAGCACAGCCUGCUGGGACUUCAGUUUUACAAUUGCGCGAGUCUCGCAGGUUGCCUACCUGAAGAAUUUUUGUAAAUACCACAAAAAAAAAGUGACUGUUAUUUUUUGUUGUUGUUCCUUUUGUUUAAAAACUCUCAUCGAUAUAUGAUGUGAGCUGGUAUGUACUAACUUUAUAGAUUUAUAUUGGUAGCUACAGUAGUAGAAGUUUUGCGUACUUUUGCAUGUUUUGUAUGUCAGGUAUUUUAUGCAUGCUGCUUAUUUUAUUUGUUGGUUUUUUGUUUUUUAAUAACCGUAUGACCUUGUGGUAAUACUUAAGUUCCAAUGACUGUACAUUUUGAACCAUUAUAAGCCAGGACAAGGAAUAUACAAUAAACAAUAUUUUUCUUGACUGCA
This is a messenger RNA of Pseudophryne corroboree (corroboree frog), 3875 nucleotides long. It is a transcript of the gene PHF14, whose product is annotated as PHD finger protein 14. Bases 141 to 3086 code for a protein of 981 amino acids. Gene Ontology annotation, biological process: regulation of transcription by RNA polymerase II. Lineage: Eukaryota; Metazoa; Chordata; Amphibia; Anura; Myobatrachidae. The record is from RefSeq and is a predicted model, not a curated record. The transcript has 20 exons.